This is a messenger RNA of Arachis ipaensis, 687 nucleotides long. RefSeq lists its product as uncharacterized. Gene Ontology annotation, molecular function: enzyme inhibitor activity. NCBI's taxonomy places the organism in Eukaryota, Viridiplantae, Streptophyta, Magnoliopsida, Fabales, Fabaceae. The record is from RefSeq and is a predicted model, not a curated record.
AUGGCAUUCAAUAAGAGCCUUUUCUUUAUUGUGGCACUUUCCUCCGUCCUCCUUUCAACCCAUGCUUUUAACUUCCCAGCAGGAGCCCCAGCUCCGUCACCGGUACCCUCCGUCAACCCCACCGGCGAGCUUACCAAAACCGCUGGCCUCUUCGGCGGCUUAGGCUCCAACCUCUUCAACCUCAAGCUGGAAGGUGAUGCAGCAAAAUUCAGGGCCCAAAUCCAACACUUCUGCACUGGCACCGAGAACCCUGUCCUCUGUGCCAAGACCAUUGCACCAUUCGUCCAUGGCUUCAUGUUCGAUCCAUUCAAGGCCCUUGAAGCCGAGAUGAAAAUCACCCUCAACGUCACCUUGGAGGUUCAUGCUAGCAUCGUCGUCGAAGUUGACAGCCCUGCCACCCAAGAUGCCGCCAAGGGUGCUCUCCAUGUCUGCAAGAGCUGCUACAAGAACAUGAUUGAAACCAUUCAGGAAGCUUUGGAACUCGUUCAGCGCUUUGAUGUUGUUGAUGCUUACUACAAGUUCAGCUCUGUGUUGUCUGAUAGAUCUGCCUGUGAUGAUGCUUUCGUUGAAUCCAAGGGUGUCACCAACCCCAUUUCCGAAAAAUCUGCUCUUGUUUAUCAACUCGGUGGAAACUGCUUGGCCAUCAUGGACGGCUGGAUCAACAACCACAACAACUUCUUGUUCUAA